GGGGAACUCUUAGCGGGCGGACCGAGUGAGCGGAAGUUGUGUACCUUGCUUGCGGAGGUCAAGUCGCAUUGGUCCUUUUCAUCAGGGACAUUCAGGAUAAACACUGUGUAUCAGUGAGGGUUUCCUGUAGAAGCUGCUGAGCACCAGGCAGUCAUGGUGAAGAAAAAGCAACCUCGCCUCAUAGCGGAGAUGGCUCGGAAGAUCCGGGCGUACCGAGAGCUGAAGUCCCGACCCAGGGAGUCUCAGAAGUACGCCCUGGACUACGAGACCCUGAGGAGGCCUCACACCGGGAAGAUGCUGCCAGUGCUGGCCUGGCAGGACGUCCGCAGGGAGACUCGCCUCUUCUCACUGCUGGCCGGCAUGAGGAUGUUCGGGGUGGGCCGAAUGUUCACCCGAAAGUCCUGGCUGGAGCAAGAUCCAGAGCCCAGCUACUGGCAGAUCACUAAGGUCAAGGUGGACUACACAGCUGAGAACAUGGAUCAUGGCAAAGCCUGGGGGAUCCUCACCCAAAAAGGGAAACAGGAGAGCGAGGUCAAGGAGGUGGACAAGGCGAUAUACCACGACUGGCGCCUGAUUCCCAAACAUAUGGAGCAGCAGUUUAAGGAGUUCGAGCCGCUGCCUGAGCCCCCGGUGCGUUACGUCCCGUAUCCUCCGCUGCUGCGCGCUAUGAUGCUGGCUCAGUUCAAGAAGGCACACGGCAGCGCUGCCACCGAGGAGCCGGCCCUGCCCUCACGGAGGGACGUCCUGCUCAACAAAGACUAUUUCCGCGAACAGGAAAAAGCAGCGCAGAGGAAAGAGGGAACACCGGUGUGAUGCUCGUGGUUUCUAAAGAUGAAAAUCUUGGACAUUAUGGACCAAUGAGAUUUGAAAGAAGUCAUAACUUCCUCUGUCAAAGUACACUGGGAGACCUCGCCUAAAUGUUCUGACGAAUCCUGGACUCAAAGAAGUUCUAUCUACAUCUGAAGCAGGCUCUCUGUGUGUAAUGUAACUGUGUAAUGUGAUAAAUAUUAAUUAUUAAAGAUAAGAUGGAAAGUGU
Trematomus bernacchii (emerald rockcod) is the source of this 1036-nucleotide messenger RNA. It is a transcript of the gene mrps34, whose product is annotated as mitochondrial ribosomal protein S34. Gene Ontology annotation, biological process: mitochondrial translation. The record is from RefSeq and is a predicted model, not a curated record. Gene Ontology annotation, molecular function: structural constituent of ribosome. Lineage: Eukaryota; Metazoa; Chordata; Actinopteri; Perciformes; Nototheniidae. Bases 154 to 813 code for a protein of 219 amino acids. Gene Ontology annotation, cellular component: mitochondrion; mitochondrial small ribosomal subunit. The transcript has 4 exons.